AUGAUGACCUACAUGCAUCCCGCCGCCCCACUGAGCCGGCCCAUAAAGCGCCACCACACGGCCCACUACUACGCCCACCGCGUGAAGGAGAGCCUCACGACCCGCGUGUCGAAGCUCGUUUGUUCCAUUUUCUUAACCCUCGUUUUCCUCGUCGGCAUCAUCACCUUCAUCCUCUGGCUCAGCCUCCGGCCCCACAGGCCCCGUUUCCACGUCCAGGACUUCUCCUUACCGGGCCUGGCCCAAGAUGGCGCCGCCCCAGGAGAGGCCCAAAUAAUACUUUACAACCUCACGGCCCGCAAUCCGAACCAGAACAUAGGGGUCCACUAUGACUCGUUGGACGUGGCCGUGUUUUACGGGGAUGAGGGUUUGGUGGGCCCGUCGUCGGCCGAGGCCCAGGCCCUGCCGUCGUUUUACCAGGGGCCCAAGAACACUACGGCGGUGGCUGGGAGGGUGGCAGGGCCUGCCGUGGCCGGGAUGUGGGGGCGGUUCGUGGCGGACCGGGCGAGGGGGGAGGUGGUUUUCCGGGUGGAGGUGACGUCAGUGAUCCGGUUCAAGAUAUCCACGUGGGACAGCAAGCGGCACACGAUGCACGUCAGAUGCCCGGUUGGGGUUGGGCCGGACGGGUUGCUGCUGCCGAGUUAUAGGGUUAAUAGGUGUCCGGUUUAUUUCAGCUAA
Striga hermonthica is the source of this 675-nucleotide messenger RNA. NCBI's taxonomy places the organism in Eukaryota, Viridiplantae, Streptophyta, Magnoliopsida, Lamiales, Orobanchaceae. The record is from the annotation of a GenBank genome assembly.